CAGAAUGAGUUCUAAUUCUAUCGUCACUUAGUAACAGCAUUUUACAAGCUAGUGGUUUCACUUGUUACAUGUUACUGAUCACCGUUAAGCAAUGUAUUCCAGGACAGUCAAGGAAACGAAUGACAAGAAGGAAGAUAUCGUUCCUGAGCUAUCCAUAAAGUUUAGGAUCUCUAGGAUGAUGUCUAGGAUGAUGUCUAGGAUCUCUACGAUAACGUCUAGGAUCUUUAGGAUAAUGUCUUUCAAUGAAGUGGGCCCGGACAUUCAGUGGUGUGCAAUUCUAGGCUUUUUGACACUAGUCCUUGUGUGCAUUUACUACAUUCUCUGCCCCAGCAUUGCAUUCUUAUGGAACGUCAUGACUACCGUGAUCAGCGUGAUGUCUUCUCACAUAUCCCAUCAUGUGGCUGAGCAACACGGCGAAUUGAAGAACACCUUUUCUGAAGUGAUGAAGUGGACACAGCAGAGGACACGCCGGGAAGAGAUGGAUUUUUUCAGACAGGAGUUUCUGAAACAGGAAGACAUGAUACAGUCGCUUAGAUCUGAUGUGAAAGACCUUCGAUUCCUUCUAGAAGAUGCCACAAGGAGCAUGAAAGAGUUGCAGAUUCAGAUGGCCCGUUUGAUAAAGGAGUAUUCUGAGAACCAGAAAGACAUGGCACAGCUACUCAUGUCUGAUGUGCACACGCUGAAACUUUUUAAAGUAGAUGCCGCAACCAAACUGACAGAUUUACAGAAAGAGCUACACAUUUUAAAGAACGAUGGAACAAGAAUGACAGACAAGUCUUCAGAUACACAACCUCUCCUCGAUCAUAACAGAUGAUGGAGGAGAAAUGGCAGGGAAUGCACCAGGAGUCUGAGAAGGGAAAGGUGUUAGGGACAUUUGUCUACAACUACGACGGAAAUCCCAUUCAGACCUUUUUCUUUGAAGCCGUCACCAUUUUUUUUCGGCAAGCAAUUCAUUAUACAAAGAUAUUUCUCCUUUCCCUGAACCCUGAGAAUGACCAUAUAACUCAUUUAAAAAAAAAAAAAAGAAAAUA
Molecule: messenger RNA, 1031 nt
Organism: Ictalurus punctatus (channel catfish)
Lineage: Eukaryota; Metazoa; Chordata; Actinopteri; Siluriformes; Ictaluridae
Exons: 10
Coding region: 92-814 (240 amino acids)
Source: RefSeq, a predicted model, not a curated record